Musa acuminata subsp. malaccensis (wild Malaysian banana) is the source of this 1657-nucleotide messenger RNA. RefSeq lists its product as uncharacterized. The record is from RefSeq and is a predicted model, not a curated record. NCBI's taxonomy places the organism in Eukaryota, Viridiplantae, Streptophyta, Magnoliopsida, Zingiberales, Musaceae.
UCCCCAAAUCCGUGCGGAGAGAGAAAGGGAGAUGCAGCGGCGGAUGGCGAUGACGUGGCGGAGGGUGGGGAAAGCGGCUCAGGCGCUGGUGGCGCAGGGCUUGCUCAUCUGCUUUACCCUCUCCCUUGCUCUAAAGAUCGAUGGCCGGACGCACUACCCUUGGUGGAUAAUCUUCUUCCCUCUUUGGCUAUUUCAUGGUGUUGUUGCACGAGGGAGAUUCUCCUUGCCUGCUCCUUCACUACCGCAUGAUCGUCAUUGGGCACCUUCUCAUGCUGUUGUGGCAACGCCAUUACUAAUUUCCUUCGAGUUGCUUCUUUGUAUUUAUCUCCAGGGCAUCAGCGUUAAUGGUGAACCUGCUGUUAACUUGAAGAUUGUAUUUAUUCCACUGCUAGCCUUUGAAAUAAUCAUUCUUGUUGACAAUGUCAGAAUGUGUAGGACCUUAAUGCCCGGAGAUGAAGAAAGCGUGAGUGAUGAAGCCAUAUGGGAGACACUUCCUCACUUCUGGGUUGCAAUCUCUAUGGUGUUUCUCAUUGCCGCUACCACUUUCACACUUCUUAAACUUUGUGGUGAUGUUGGAGCUCUUGGAUGGUGGGAUUUAUUUAUAAACUUCGGAAUUUCAGAGUGCUUUGCAUUCCUAGUUUGUACAAAGUGGUCUAACCCAAUGAUUCAUAGACAAGCUCAUUAUGGAGAGCCUAGUUCAUCCUCAGCAAUUAGAUAUCAUGAUUGGAAUAGUGGCCUCAUGCUCCCUUCUGUGGUGGACCAUGAGCAGGAUAGGCUUUGUGGUCCACAAGAUAUAGGAGGCCAUAUAAUGAAAAUUCCACUUGUGGUUUUCCAAAUUUUGUUAUGUAUGCACUUGGAGGGAACGCCAUCUGGAGCUCGACAUAUUCCCAUCUUUACCAUAUUUUUGCCCAUAUUUAUUUUACAAGGUGCUGCUGUCCUAUUUGCUAUUUCAAGAUUGGUGGAGAAGCUUGUUCUUUUAUUAUAUAAUCAAUCAGUUGACGGUAGAUAUCUUGCUGUUUCAUCAAGAGCACAGGAUUGCUUCACUUUCUUACAUCAUGGCUCUAGACUGCUGGGUUGGUGGUCUAUUGAUGAAGGAAGCAAAGAAGAACAAGCUCGCUUAUUUCAUGCCAAUGCCACUGGAUACAGCACUUUCUGCGGCUAUUCGCCUGAGGUGGUGAAGAAAAUGCCUAAGAAGGAACUUGCAGACGAGGUUUGGAGACUACAAGCAGCUUUGGGAGAACAAGCUGAAAUAACAAAGUAUAGUCAGCAAGAGUAUGAGAGGCUUCAAAACGAAAAAGUUCUCUGUAGUAUUUGCUUUGAUGGAGAGAUAUGCAUGGUCCUCCUUCCUUGCCGGCACCGCACUCUCUGCAAGCCUUGCUCUGAGAGGUGCAAGAAGUGUCCUAUUUGCCGUGUCUCCAUCGAGGAGCGUAUGCCAGUAUAUUAUGUGUAGACCCUGACCAAGAUCUUAACAAGAAUGUGCAACUGUAUAGCUUUAUCAUCUGUUAGAAAGGUUUUGGUGUGUGUUCUGUUCUCACCCUCGUAUUGUACAUAACACGGACAUGAUCUGAUUACAACCUGUGUAAAGCUGUUUGUCCUGCAUCAAUUCUCUAUCCGCAGAAAAACAGGAAAAAAAGAAAACAGAAUCUCUUUUAUUUCU